Messenger RNA from Sabethes cyaneus, 585 nucleotides. RefSeq lists its product as uncharacterized. The record is from RefSeq and is a predicted model, not a curated record. Lineage: Eukaryota; Metazoa; Arthropoda; Insecta; Diptera; Culicidae. The coding region runs from base 1 to 585 and encodes 194 amino acids. The transcript has 3 exons.
AUGGUCUGUCGGAUAACAGCCUGGCGAGUGGUGUACACGGUGAUAAUUAUUAUGGCCACCCUUCCGUUCGCCUUUACAUGUGCCGGUUUGGCAACAAAUGAAGUGCAUUUGGAUUGCGAGGAUGACUCAAAAACGGGAUUUAAGGGAAGGACUACCACUCCAGUGAUAGAAUAUUUUAAGGAACAUGAAGUCAGUGAAAAAGACUCGCGAAUGGCCUUGGAAGCAUUAAAUCUGGAUGAGGUUACUAAAGUUCCUGCAUGGUGCGACGAAUGUGGGAUUGAAAAAAUCAACUUUUGCCAUUCGACUGCUUUCAUAAACGAUCACUGUUGCUGUGAACAUCGUCAUGCGAGGGAAAAACUGCCAUGGAUUCCGCACACUUGCUAUGUAGGGAAGGAACGGUGUCAGCCGCAUACCAGUUCCUGCAGCAAAUAUCGUGAGAUUCGUGAAUGCUGUUGCGAUCGACUGCUAAUAGGUGAAUACGCAGCGAAAUUCUCCGCAGGAACGCGCACCUGUACUAGAAGUCUAGUGGCCAGCUGGGUUCUGUCAGUAUUUUGGAUAACUGCGGCAAUGCGUUACUUAAGUUAA